UGUCGCGCUCAUCCUCAACUGUCUACAUAGACUUUACUUAUACGUCCCAUUUGUCCGCUUUGGCGAUAAAAGCUGUCACGGCAACAACACAAAUAUGCCUCUACCAGCCAACAAGAGGAAUCUGCCAUCGAAGGAGGCAACAGUCUUCAGAGAACUGCUGACGCUGUAUGAAACAAGGCAGCUCAAGAAAGGUCAAAAAGCAGCGGAUCAAAUCCUCAAAAAGUUUCCAGAGCAUGGCGAAACGAUAUGUAUGAAGGGACUGAUAUUGACACACCUGGGUAAACGAGAAGAGGGACUCGAGCUGGUGAAGAAAGGCAUUCGACUCGAUCUCACUUCUCAUAUAUGUUGGCAUGUCUUUGGACUGAUACAAAAAGGCGAGAAAAACUAUGAGGAGGCUCUAAAGUCGUAUACGCAGGCCCUACGGUUUGAUAAAGAAAAUCUCAACAUAUUACGAGACACAGCUCAUCUUCAAACACAACUGCGAAUCUAUGACGGCUUAGUCGAUACUCGACACACCCUUCUCAAAAUCCGUCCACAGUUACGACAAAACUGGGUAGCACUAGCAGUCGCUCACCAUCUGAAUGGGGAUCUUCCUAUAGCCAAGAAAAUUCUUGAGAAUUAUGAGACUAUGCUGAAGAACAUACCAGAUUAUGACGUCGAACAUUCCGAAAUGUUGCUAUAUCAUAUUCGCGUGCUAGAAGAUUUAGGCGAUUUCUCCCAAGCACUUUCGCUCCUAGAUGUCAGUGCUAAAUCGAGGGCAAUUGUUGAUCGCACUUCUAUCAUGGAAUACCGAGCACGCAUCCUCUCAAAAUCCAAUUCCAACGAAGAAGCAGAAAAUGCGUGGCGAGCCCUUAUUGAACAGAAUCCAGAUUGCUACGAGUAUUAUAGAGGUUUCUUAUCUAAUCAAGGCAUAGAAUUGGAUACUAUCACAGACGAGAAUCGUAGACAAGCUUUGGACAUUCUCAUUACUUUCUCAGACCAGAUUCCUCGAGCAACUGCGCCUCGGAGAUUGGCUCUGAACAUUGCUACUGGAGACGAGUUCAAAGAUAUCGUGGAACCUUAUCUACUAAAUGCCCUAUCUAAGGGUAUCCCAUCUCUUUUCGUGGAUGUUAAGUCGCUGUAUCGAGACUCUGAGAAGCAGCACGUCAUAGAAAGUGUUGUUGAGGGACUGCGCGAGCGGCUCGCUGCUGAGCCUUUAUCGUCCACGUCCGAACCACCAACUACAUAUAUUUGGGCGCUCUACUUCUUGGCGCAACACCACUCAUUUCUUUCAAGGUAUCCCGUUGCUAUCUCAAUGCUCGACACUGCCAUUGCCCACACACCGAGUCUUCCUGAAUUAUACUUGUGUAAGGCUCGCGCCCUCAAACGCACUGGUGACUACAUCGGUGCAUCGGUUUAUCUCAAUGAUGCCCGGCUCCUUGAUGGCCAAGAUCGGUUCUUGAACACGAAAUGCGCAAAGUACAGGCUACGAGCUGGUUUAGUGGAAGAAGCUAACGAGAUUUUGGGUCUCUUCACCAAGAAAGAUGCAUCAAGUCCAGGUGCAGACCUAGAGGAUAUGCAGUCUCUCCUUUAUUUAACUGAGGAGGGUGAUUCUCACUAUCGCAGCGGAAGAUUGAACUUGGCAUUGAAAAAAUACUACGCUGUGAACAAGGUAUUUGAUGAGAUGGAAGAUGAUCAAUUUGACUUCCAUGGAUAUUCAAUGAGAAAAUUCACCCUCAACGUCUACCUUGAUCUCAUCAAAUGGGAGGAUCAGCUUCGAUUACAUCCUACUUAUAUUCAUGCUGUCGUAUCGGCUUCUCGAAUAUGGGUGGCAGUCUAUGAUGAUCCCACACUUGCUUCGAACAGUACAUCAACAGGCUCUCUGUCAGAGUCAGAGAAAAAGGCCAAGAGGAAAGCCAAAAAAGCUCAGAAAACGCAAGAAGACUCCAAAAAGGCAAACGCAACCGCGUCAAACGAGGAUAAGGGCUUGGAACCUCCACCUGCCAAAGACGAGGAUUCAGAAGGUAUUAAGCUUAUCUCAGCAACUGACCCUCUGGAAAGAGCCGCAAAACUGCUCGCUCCUUUAACGAUUCUUUCCACCCGCAAUGUUGAUGUUGCAUUAGCUAUUUUCGAUGUUGCACUACGGCGAAAAAAAUUCCUUCAGGCCAUCAAAUCACUAAAACUUGCUCACUCGAUUGAUGCCGAACAUCCAGAGCUACAUAUCCGUGCAAUAGAAUUCCGCAGGCUAGUGAUUUCGCUUCAACCACCGAUAUCCGCACCCGUAGGACCUGUGUUGACGGAUUUCCUGUCAUCAAUCAUCCCAGAAGAAGUCACCCUUGAAACAUACAACUCACAAUAUCUUCAACGGCACUCGAACUCGGCACAGGCUAUCCUCGCCUGUGCCAAGGUCUCUUACAAGCUGAUCUCACCUCAGCCGGAAAUAGAAUCUUUGUUAUUCACUGCCUUGAAUGCGGAAGUGAACCUCGACAUCAAGAGUUUACUGGCUAUCAUGUCUUUCUUGGAAGAGAUAAAGUCGUCUCGCGCUGAAGAAUUCCGCUCUGCAUGUGCUGCCAAAUAUGAGCGAUCCACUGUGUUCAGGAGCCCAGAGGAACUUGCUACACUGCGAAGGGAGUGCAUCGCAGCCGAUGCUGCGGAUGGAGAUAAGGAUAAGCUAGAAGUCAUUGGUUAAACAGCGUUUCGCCAUAGCUUGUAAUGCUGUUGCUAAUAUUCAAUUUUUUCUUUGAGCUCGGUUUAUGGU
This is a messenger RNA of Serpula lacrymans var. lacrymans S7.9, 2737 nucleotides long. RefSeq lists its product as uncharacterized. Bases 95 to 2668 code for a protein of 857 amino acids. The transcript is spliced from 16 exons. Gene Ontology annotation, cellular component: NatA complex; cytoplasm. Gene Ontology annotation, molecular function: protein binding; protein-N-terminal amino-acid acetyltransferase activity. NCBI's taxonomy places the organism in Eukaryota, Fungi, Basidiomycota, Agaricomycetes, Boletales, Serpulaceae. Gene Ontology annotation, biological process: N-terminal peptidyl-methionine acetylation. The record is from RefSeq and is a predicted model, not a curated record.